Fusarium coffeatum is the source of this 1530-nucleotide messenger RNA. RefSeq lists its product as uncharacterized. Gene Ontology annotation, cellular component: membrane. Gene Ontology annotation, biological process: transmembrane transport. Lineage: Eukaryota; Fungi; Ascomycota; Sordariomycetes; Hypocreales; Nectriaceae. The transcript has 2 exons. The coding region runs from base 1 to 1530 and encodes 509 amino acids. The record is from RefSeq and is a predicted model, not a curated record. Gene Ontology annotation, molecular function: transmembrane transporter activity.
AUGGCUACCAUAUCCUCGCAAUCUGACCUGAGGGUGAACAGUCCAGAGGUCAUCAAUCCCGCUGGGAAGGCGACAAUACAGGAGUCUGAGAGUCAUGUUCCCGUCUGCGACUGGACUGAAAAGGGUGAGCGAAAACUGAGAAGAAAAAUUGACUUUACAGUCUUGCCAAUUCUUAUGCUUGGCCUCUUCGCAUUGCAGCUCGACAGGGGAAAUGUAGGCUACGCCAUGACCACCAGCUUCACCGAUGAUCUCGGCAUAACGAAAGACAUCGUCAACUACGGCAACCAACUCAUGCUAGCAGCCGUCGUUAUCUUCGAGAUCCCCUUCAAUAUGGUUCUAUCGAGAAUCGGACCUGCGCUCUGGCUUAUUAUACAAAUAUUCGCAUGGGGAACAAUUGCGACAGCCCAAGCAGCUGUACACAACAAAUCAGCAUUCUACGCGACGCGGUUUUUGCUGGGAAUGUGGGAGGCUGGAUACCUAGCCGCUGCGCUGACCAUAAUCGCAUCAUUUUACACCAGGAAGGAAAUGGCUCUACGGGCAACGCUGGUUUAUGUCGGAAACUACUGCUCUGCUGGCGUAAGUGGACUGCUCGCCGGUCUCAUCUUCAGAAUCCCAGAACACCACGGCUUGAAAAAGUGGCAAUGGCUUUUUCUCAUCGAUGGUAUCUUUACCAUAUUGGUUGGCGUUGUCUUCAUCUUUAUCAUGCCUCGCUCGACGACCGACACGCUUCCACUCGCUGGUAUCAAAAAGUUCGACGUUUUUACCGACAAAGAGAGAGAUAUCCUUGCCAAGCGCGUCGUUCUUGAUGAUCCGCGCAAGUCAGUCAAGCUUUCUGGUAUCAGCCCCAUGACUGCUUUGCGCAUUUGCUUGACCAACUUUCCUAUGUGGGGUCAUUUUGCCAUCAACGCUGUCAACAUUACCCCUAAGGGAGGGUUGGUCUUUUACACACCCACCAUCAUAAAGAACCUCGGCUUUUCUCCCUCUACUGCCAGUUUCUUGUCAGCCGUUCAUAAUUUCGGAGUAUGUAUCUUGUCAAUCUUUGUGUCUUGGGUCAGCGACAAGACAUUGCUACGAGGUCCGGUCUGUCUACUAUGCGGGGUGUAUUCCCUUGUAUUCGCCGGUGUCCAAUAUGCUGUUGUCGGAAGCAGUGAUGUCUGGAUGAAGUACGCUAUCCUGACACUCCUCAAUUCCGGUGUGGCAAUUGCCCAGGCAUUAAAUGAUGCGUGGUUUAGCAUCAACACUCACGAUCCUCAGAUCCGAUGUAUUGGUAUUGCUCUGGCUGUUACGGGUUCCAACGUUGGAGGACUCGCUGGACAAAACAUCUUCCAAGAGAAUGACGCUCCGUACUACCCCAAGGGCUUUCUGAAGAUCCUGUGCCUUUAUGCUGGAAGUAUUGUGCUUAUUGCUGGUAUGAUAUUCUACUACUGGAAUGAUAAUCGGAUGAUGAAGAAGGCGGGUGAAUUGGAUGAUGUUGAUGAGGCCGAGGGUUCGGAUAGGGUACAGAGGAAGAGAGUUAGGAAUCAGCUAUGA